Molecule: messenger RNA, 347 nt
Organism: Olea europaea var. sylvestris
Lineage: Eukaryota; Viridiplantae; Streptophyta; Magnoliopsida; Lamiales; Oleaceae
Exons: 2
Coding region: 7-333 (108 amino acids)
Source: RefSeq, a predicted model, not a curated record
CCUCAGAUGCAUCACUGGCGAGCACAAGACAAGCCGCUUGCCAGACAGUUAUCGGCUCUACUCGACGAUCCUGAGCUUGAAGUUCUCACUGAAUUGACACCGUCGAUCGAGGAGGACGGUCAGUGUUAUAUUCGCAAAUUGCCUCCUCAGUUUUAUAUUCGCAAAUUGCCUCUUUGUACUGCGCAUGACGAUCAGAUGCCUGAGUCUAGGAUGGAUCGAGAUAGGAUAUGUCACUGUGCAGGAUUUGUUGUAUAUCGCUUUGAUCUUGUAAUUAAGUGCUUCACUUGUAAUAUUUAUUUUUUCAAGAGGAUCGUUCAGUACUACCUCCAUUGAGGAUAUCACCUCCA